This is a messenger RNA of Acanthochromis polyacanthus (spiny chromis), 2137 nucleotides long. RefSeq names its product secreted frizzled-related protein 2 (gene sfrp2). The transcript is spliced from 3 exons. Gene Ontology annotation, biological process: negative regulation of canonical Wnt signaling pathway; canonical Wnt signaling pathway; non-canonical Wnt signaling pathway. The record is from RefSeq and is a predicted model, not a curated record. Lineage: Eukaryota; Metazoa; Chordata; Actinopteri; Pomacentridae. The coding region runs from base 148 to 1035 and encodes 295 amino acids. Gene Ontology annotation, molecular function: Wnt-protein binding.
AUGCAGACUCCUCCCAGACAUGCCAGGAAGAAAACCUCUCGUUACAGUAGGAGCUGACCACUGACAGACGCUCCAUCCACGCUGACUGAUGCUUAGCAAGACCUGAAUAAGACACUUUUAUUUUUAAAACUUUUACCCACAAACAAAAUGAGAACCUUAAUUUCUGUUGCCACGGUACUGUGGCUGAUAACGAUCCCCUCCCUGGAGGCCAUCCACGGACUGUACAACUUUGGCCAGCAUGAUUUAUUCUACAAAAAGAACAACUGCAAGCCGAUUCCUGCAAGUCUUCUCUUGUGCCAUGACAUCGAGUACACGGAGAUGCGCCUCCCGAACCUGCUCGGCCACGAAACCAUGAACGAGGUUCUGCAGCAAGCUUCGUCCUGGAUCCCGCUCGUGCAGAAGCAGUGUCACCCCGACACGAGAAAGUUCCUGUGCUCUCUUUUCGCUCCGGUGUGUCUGGACGAUUUGGACGAGCCCAUCCAGCCGUGCAGGUCUCUGUGCGAGAGCGUCAAGCACGGCUGCGCGCCCGUCAUGUCCGCGUUUGGCUUCCCGUGGCCGUCGAUGUUGGACUGCGAGCGUUUCCCUCUCGACAACGACCUGUGCAUACCACCUGCAGGCAUCGAGAACGUCGUACCCGUCACCAAAGAGGUGCCCAGAGUGUGCGAUGCGUGCAAAGAAACAGACGAAAAUGACAACGAAAUUGUUGACAACCUGUGCAAGAAUGACUUUGCGCUGAAAAUCAAAGUGAAGGAGAUCGCCUACAUCAACGGCGACACCAAGAUCGUGCCGGACACCAAGAGCAAAACCAUCUACAUGAUGAACGGCGUGACGGAGCGCGACCUGCGGAAGACGGUGCUGUGGCUGCGGGACGGACUGCAGUGCAUCUGCGAGGAGAUGAACGACAUCAACGCCGCCUACCUGGUGAUGGGCCAGAAGAUGGAGGGACACCUGGUGAUCACCUCCCUGAAGCGCUGGCAGAAGGGGCAGCGCGAGUUUAAGAGGAUUUCACGCAGCAUCCGUAAGAUGCAGUGUUAAGAAGAAGAAGAGAAAAAGAAACACUUCAUGUCAGUGUUGGGGAGCGAGUUUAGUUGAGCCUCUUCAACUUUCACAAGUGAACUAAAGGCCUCAGAAUACACACAAAUUUAUGUUUAGGUUCAUGAAUAUGCCCCAAAUAUGUCCCAAAUCUUUGCAAUCUACAGAUAAUAUGAGGAACACAUAAAGCCAAACCUAAUUUGACUUUGUGGUGUUUUCCUUUUGUGUGCGGUUCACAUAUUGACCUCCAUUAAUUUCGCACAUAAGCGCCCCCUCGUGGCCAGUUUUGUGCAGAAAGGUCUCUGCUGUCACCUCUUCAGUUGGAGUUAAUUGCACUCAGCUGGUGUCCCAUGUGGAGAGGAAUAACAAAUUACAUGGUCAGAGUGAAAACUAGCAGAGUGUCUGAAUGCAGGAUUAAAAACGACUUGCUCUAAUAAUCACUGGCAGAUGUAGCCAACUGUUAAAUCCUGCAGAAAGGGCAACGCUGUCAGCCUUAUUUUCCAUUUUUCUUUUCUCUUCUGGGGAUUAAUUCUGUAUUCAAGCCACCCGUUGAAAAGCAGCGUAAGUUACAAGAGUCAAAUCAGUAAAAAGCACUCUGGUCGGAUAGUUUGGCAGGUUUAGGUGCAAACAAUGAAGUAUUUCCCUUCAUCUUUAAGAGAGUUGGUUCUGUUAUGCUUCUACAGACAUGAAAACUGAGUAAAGCUGUGAUCCCCCCCCUCCGCGUGUGCCUCGUGUGAAUUUCCAAUUAUAUUUUGUGCUUUUGUAUUUCCACCGUUUUCUCGAGCAAACACGAGAGAUAGCUGGCUAUAUUCUCUCCCUGCUGGUAAACCUUUUGUACGCGAAUCACCGCAUAAUUUUCUACCACCAUAUGAUUAAAAAAAGUAAUAUUUUUCUACUCCCAGACUUUCAUUUGUCAUUUAAGCUUUUUGUUUUGAUUUGCAUUCUCAUUCUGAAUGGGUUUUUAGGUACAAACGGCGGUAAUCAAGUGGUUGUGUGUACGUUUGAAAUGUAAAGUUGGGUGUUUUUGGGAAGUAUUACAAUGUAAAUAUCAAAUACUGUCAUUUAUUCUUGUAUAAAGUUUUCAGCAAUUAAAAGCUGCCAACUA